AAUUAUGGAUUACGAGUAUACUCAAAAUUUAGCUAAAGAUACCAACGAUUUUGAUGUAAAAAUUAGAGUUGGAAAAGAACCGAAUAUUAAAGAGUUUAAAGCACAUUCUUUUAUUUUAUCUUCUAGGUCAAAUUAUUUUAAAAAAGCAUUUUCUGAACAAUGGGCAAGGAAAGAAGAAGGAUUUUUUAUUUCCAAUCAACUUAAUAUUUCUCCUACAGUAUUUGAAAUUCUUAUAUAGAGACAUUUUUUAUUGGAAAUAACGAAAGUCUUGUUGAUGUUUUAAUUG
Messenger RNA from Rhizophagus irregularis DAOM 181602=DAOM 197198, 286 nucleotides. NCBI's taxonomy places the organism in Eukaryota, Fungi, Glomeromycota, Glomeromycetes, Glomerales, Glomeraceae. The record is from RefSeq and is a predicted model, not a curated record.